This is a messenger RNA of Rotaria sp. Silwood2, 1689 nucleotides long. The record is from the annotation of a GenBank genome assembly. NCBI's taxonomy places the organism in Eukaryota, Metazoa, Rotifera, Eurotatoria, Philodinida, Philodinidae.
AUGAUGGACUUUACUCGGUUUUUACAAUUUUCUGCAGUAUUUAUAAUUGCUACUCUUGCUCUAUUUUCGUCCUUCAUAACAUUUUUUACAGUCAUUCUUUUAUCAUGGUUUUGGUCUUUACCUGUGACUCUUACAAUAUGUCUUAUAUAUGGUUGUUGGAUGUAUUUUGACCGUCAUACAGAUUCUCAAGGAGGUCGAUGGUCUAAUCGGAUUCGUCGAUUACCUAUAUUUACACAUUUUGUAAACUAUUUUUCUCUUAAUUUAAUUAAAAGUGAAGAUCUUGAUACAAAUCGAAAUUAUAUAUUUGGUUUUCAUCCGCAUGGAUUUUGGUCUUUAAGUGCAUUCGGUAAUUUUGCUACAGAUGCAACAUAUUUUUCAACUCUUUUUCCGAAUAUUCGAUCACAUUUAAUGAUUCUUCGCCUUCAAUUUCUAUGUCCAUUUACACGUGAACUAUGCCUUAGUUUAGGUCUAUGUGAUGUAUCAAAAGAUAGUUGUGAAUAUUUGUUAAGUGGAAAAUCUGGUCAAGGUAAUGCACUAGUCAUCAUCAUUGGUGGUGUACGUGAAGCAAUAAUCACGAGAAAUGAUACUAUGAAAUUGUAUUUAAAGAAUCGAAAAGGUUUCGUUAGACUUGCAUUGAAAUAUGGUGCUUCAUUAGUACCGGUAGUUUCGUUUGAAGAAAAUGAGCUUUAUCGACGGCAUGCUCGUUGUAAUUUAAUACCCAAUGGUAUAAUUUGGGGUCGACUUCUUGCUGGACAUAUGCCAUUUCGACAUCCUGUAGUCACUGUUGUUGGUAAACCUAUUCAUGUUAAACAAAAUACUAAUCCAACUUCUGAAGAUGUUGACAAACUUCAUCAUGAAUACCUUCAAGCCGUUGAAGAACUUUUUGAAGUGAACAAACAUAAAUAUAGAUUAGAACAUAAAACAGUUCACAGGGCUGAUGAAAAUCAGUGUCCGAUUACAACGUCAAAUAAUACUACAUGUAGUACCAAUCCUGAAGUAUCGGAAGAGCAGCGAAUUGCUUAUGGCUCGGCUUCAGUAAUAUGUCAACCGUACAAUCUGCCCCAAUCUUAUGUGUGUAUUCAACCUACACCAAAUAGUCAAAUCGUCAAUCAAUAUCCACCAAAUAAUAUGGUGACUCAACAUCAACUAUAUCAGCAACCAGUACCAUCAACUAUUAACGUUCCAUCUGAGUAUGUACAACAAGCGAUGUUCCAUUCCAACAUGAAUUCACAACCAGCGUUAGUUUCAUCAUAUCAUCCUCCUGUUAAUACUAAUGGUUUGUUUACAUCAUCAAUGACUAAUCCUAUUGUUUCUUCAACACUAAUAUCUGCUACUACCAAGAGAAGUCGCUAUGACAUCAGUGGUGUUUCGGAUUUGAAUGCGCAAGAACGACCUCAAUAUUAUCAGACAACUCAUAUUUUCAAUGCUUGUAAUACACCAAACAAGCGGGAUUGUGGAAUCAAUCAGCAGCAAAAAGAAAGCUUGUAUCCCUAUCGUUACGAACACAAUCGUGAAGAACAAUUAAAUUACAAUAUCAUGAAAGGAGGAAACAUCGCAGAAUCAACAUAUGACCAACAACAACCCUCGAUGGCCGCUUGUCGAUAUGCUACAUCUCGCUUCCCGUUCGCACCGUUUUCGGUAAUCUUCUUGCAUCAAGUUAGAGAAAAAAAGUCGUCAUCGAUGAUCUAA